Molecule: messenger RNA, 1154 nt
Organism: Syngnathus acus (greater pipefish)
Lineage: Eukaryota; Metazoa; Chordata; Actinopteri; Syngnathiformes; Syngnathidae
Gene: grpel1
Product: GrpE-like 1, mitochondrial
Exons: 4
Coding region: 102-728 (208 amino acids)
Biological process (GO): protein import into mitochondrial matrix; protein folding
Cellular component (GO): PAM complex, Tim23 associated import motor
Molecular function (GO): protein homodimerization activity; protein-folding chaperone binding; adenyl-nucleotide exchange factor activity
Source: RefSeq, a predicted model, not a curated record
UUGUGACACGCGAUUGGUUAGCCUGUACGACGUCGGCCAUCAGCUACCGAGCCUAUGUCCUGUCCAGAGGAAGCUUCUCGCUGACCGAAUCAAGAGAGAAAAUGGCCAACAUGUGCAUACGGAGCCGCUCAUUCGGAGCUUUGCGCCACGUUCUGAGAGCAUCCCCGCGGCGGUUAUGCACAGCCACUCAGCAGAAGAACGGACACGGCUCAGAGGAGGAGGAGACCGCCGAGCAGAGCGCGACGGAGAAGGUCCUGGCCGAGAAGACGCAGUUGGGGGAGCAGCUCAAGGAGAUGACCGACAAAUACAAACGAGCCUUGGCGGACAUGGAGAACCUGCGGACAAGAAGUCAGAGGAUGAUUCAGGAAGCUAAACUAUACGGUAUCCAGGGCCUCUGCGAAGACCUGCUGGAGGUCGCCGACAUUUUGGAGAAGGCCAAGGAAAGCGUGCCAGCGGAGGAAGUGACCAGCCGGAACCCUCACCUGAAGCACCUCUACGAUGGCCUGGUGAUGACGGAGGUCCAGAUCCAGAAGGUGUUCGCCAAGCACAGCCUGGUCAGGCUCAACCCGUACGGCCACAAGUUCGACCCGUACGAGCACGAGGCGCUCUUCCACGCCCCCGCCGAGGGCAAGGAGCCCGGCACCGUCACCGCCGUGACCAAAGUGGGCUACAAGCUUCACGGGCGCACCCUCAGGCCGGCGCUGGUCGGCGUGGCCAAAGCCUCCUAAGAAAGCCGAGGACCACGUGGACAUUUGGCGCGCUUGCUGUCACCGGACAGCAUUGAAUAGAGCGACCAAACGUUGGAGUUAUUAUCAUGAGUUGGCGGGGCCACGCAAGACUUUUUUUUUUUGGUCAGGGGUUGUUAACGUUCACAAAGACAUUUGCAGAGGUUCCAAAUUUUUCAGCGACAAGAAGAACCCUUUCGCAGUCUUUCAACCUUUUGUGAACCCUGACGAAAUUCCACAUUGGCAAAAAGGUGCGAGAAGUUGCCCCUCAGUGAGCGAUCACCUGAAACAACACAAAACACAAUUGCAAGGCACGUUUCCAACAACUUUGCCUUUUGCGUGCCCCUGCCAGCUUAUCAUGGAAUGUCCAUAGAGGUGCGAACAACUGGCGCCAUAACCCUUAACGCAAAUAAAUGGUAGAACACAUCA